AUGGCAGUCCUCAAAACCCUACUCAUUGCCCUCGCAGCGGCAGCCAACGCGCCAGCGGGUGUCGUCGCCUUCCAGCCCGACCCCAGGGCGACCAACACGGGCCUAGCCAAGCGGGCCGACCCAUACCCGUUCUGCAACCCGGCCACCAACCCCGGUUGCAUCGCUGGCGGAAAGUACCUCGUGCCGGUCCUCGAAUUCUCCUCCGAGAACGGCCCCGGCGACCUGGCCUACCAGCAAUACCUGCCCGCCAGCCCGUGGACCUUCUCCAAGUGGACCAACGGCCUGAUGCCCGAGCGGUGCUACUACUGGGGCGUGACGGCCGACAAGUGGAAGGCCACCGACUUUCUCGUCUAUAAUGUCACUUACACCGACUGCGCGACGCCCUUUGUCGUCUGCCGCCACCAAAAGGCCACCAAGAGCAUCGGCCAGCUCGCAUCGCAAAUCGGCAAACUUCCCGUUAGGAUGCGGCAAGCGUCCUCAAUCUACAUCGUCUACGGCGACCUUAACAGCGACAACCCCAAUUACGGGGGGUAUAUGGCGACGCUCGCGGGCGACGGCGUGGUGGUCGGGCGCAGCGUGGCCUACUUCAUCACGUCGCUGGUGCACGAGACGGGCCACGCAGUGGAUUCGACGCUGGCGUCGCCCGGCGGCGGCAAGCCCUUCUCGGGCACGGCGGCGUGGGCCGACGCCGUAAAGGCCGACGGGUUCGCCGUCAGCGCGUACGGCGCGGGCUCGUACGUCGAGGACUUCGCCGAGGCCGGCCGCGCCGUCCUCCUCGACACCGUCGUGCCCGGCGGGCUCGCCGCCUUUACCGGCGGCAAGAACGCCAAUCUCACACAGAUCACCGCACAGCUCAAGGCGUUCAAGGCCGUCGCCGGCACGUUCUAUACGCCUGGCGGCAAGUGUGACUUGGCCAAGAAAUUCCCGUUCCCGGCCAAGUUAGUGAAGAGGGAGUAGUCAAGGAGGGAAGUGAGACAAACUUCCGCGGGGUCUGAUGAGGCAGGAUUUUGAAAUCGAAUACAAAUAAUUGGAUAAAUUCGGGUGUUGGUUUCGUUCUGGCGGCACUUGGCCCCUUGGCCAGAAGGGCACUUUUGAGCGCAGGGGAAAAUAUAGAAGCAGCGAUUCAAG
Messenger RNA from Lasiosphaeria miniovina, 1128 nucleotides. RefSeq lists its product as uncharacterized. The coding region runs from base 1 to 957 and encodes 318 amino acids. The transcript has 3 exons. The record is from RefSeq and is a predicted model, not a curated record. Lineage: Eukaryota; Fungi; Ascomycota; Sordariomycetes; Sordariales; Lasiosphaeriaceae.